UAGUCAAUCUGUAGCCUUUGCCUACCAUGUCAAAUAUACAGUGCAUUCAGAAAGUAUUCAGACCUUCACUUUUUCCACAUUUUGUUACAUUACAGCCUUAUUUUAAAACGUAUUAAAUCAAAAAAAUUAUCAUUAGUCUACACACAAUACCCCAUAAUGACAAAACAAAAACAGGUUUCGAAAUUUUGGCAAAUGUAUAUAAAAAGAAAACGAUACCUUAUUUACAUAAGUAUUCAGACCCUUUGCUAGGAGACUCGAAAUUGAGCUCAGGUGCAUCCUGUCUCCAUUGAUUAUCCUUGAUGUUUCUACAACUUGAUUGUAGUCCAGCUGUGGUAAAUUCAAUUGAGUGGACAUGAUUUGGAAAGGCACACACCCGUUUAUACAAGGUCACAGUGCAUGUCAUAGCAAAAACCAAGCCAUGAGGUCGAAGGAAUUGUCAAUAGAGCUCAGAGACAGGAUUGUGUCGAGGCACAGAUCUGGGGAAGGGUACCAAAACAUUUCUGCAGCAUUGAAGGUCCCCAAGAACACAGUGGCCUCCGUCAUUCUUAAAUGGAAGAAGUUUGGAACCACCAAGACUCCUAGACUUCCUAGAGCUGGGAGCCCGACCAAACUGAGCAAUCGGAGAAGGGCCUCACUCUGACAGAGCUCCAGAGAACCUUCCAGAAGGAAAAACAUCUCUGCAGCACACCACCAAUCAGACCUUCAUGGUAGAGUGGCCAGACAAAAGACACUCCUCAGUAAAAGGCACAUGACAGCCCACUUGGAGUUUGCCAAAAGGCACCUACAGGACUCAGACCAUGAGAAACAAGAUUCUCUGGUCUGAUGAAACCAAGAUUGAACUCUUUGGCCUGAAUGCCAAGCGUCACUUCUGUUGGAAAUCUGGCACCAUCCAUACAGUGAAGCAUGGUGGUCGGGCAGCGUCAUGCUGUGGGGAUGUUUUUCAGCUGCAGGGUCUGGGAGACUAGUCAGGAUUGAAGGAAAGAUGAACGGAGCAAAGUACAGGGAGAUCCUUGAUGAAAACCUGCUCCAGAGUGCUCAGGACCCCAGACUGGGGCGAAGGUUCAUCUUCCAACAGGACAACAACUGUAAGCACACAGCGAAGACAACGCAGGAGGGGCUUCGGGACAAGUCUCAAUGUCCUGGAGUGGCCCAGCCAGAGCCCGUACUUGAACCCGAUCGAACAUCUCUAGAGAGACCUGAAAAUAGCUGUGCAGCGACGCUUCCCAUCCAACCUGACAGAGCUUGAAAGGAUCUGCAGAGAAGAAUGUAAGAAACUCCCCAAAUACAGGUGCGCCAAGCUUGUUGCAUCAUACCCAAGAAAACUUGAGGCUGUAAACGCUGCCAAAGGUGCUUCAACAAAGUACUGGGUAAAGUCCACAUACUAAUGUAAAUGUGUUCAGUUUUUGAUUUUUCAUAAAUUUUCAAACAUUUUUUAAAAAGUUUUUGAUUUGUCAUUAUGGGAUACUGUGUAGAUUGAUGACGGGGAAACAAAAUGUGGAGAAAAAAAAUCAAGGGGUCUGAAUACACUGUAUAUGCUACUCUUAUAAUGAAUGAGCUAAAUGCUCAAACCUAAAUGCUUUCGUCAGCAGAGAAGGCCAAAAACCAACUAGAGACGCUCCACUCUACAGGAACUGAGUAAAGUGGGGGAUCUCCUGGCUAGAAACAAAAGCCCUCACACAGAAGACAGUGAGGUGGAGCAUCAUGGUGGAUGCCCUAUGCUCCCAAUUGUGCCAAGCGGUUAAAGUCAAGAAAUUGCCACGACACUAACCAAUGAGACCUACCUUCAGCAGGUUGUCCAGUUGGGUGAUCUUCAAUGGGAUGUAGUUUGAAAACAGAUCCUCUGCCUAAAAAAAACAGAAAUAGAUCAAGACCCUGGGACUUAACACCUCCCUCUGCAACUGGAUCCUGGACUUCCUGACGGGCCGCCCGCCAGGUGGUAAGGGUGUUUCUCCACCGCCUAAACCAGUACGCAGCCACGAAGAUCGACAAGAACGUCACAGAGGAAACCGUUAAGGUGCUGUUCUCUAACCUGGAGGAAAUCCUGUCUGUGCACCGUAACUUCCUGUCCAUGGUAGAAGAGCUGCUGCAGCCAGACCCCCACGCUCACCACGAAGUGGGCCGCUGCUUCCUGCACUUUAGGAGUGGUUUUCAGAUCUACGAUGAGUACUGUGGGAACCAUGAGAAAGCUCAGAGAUUGCUGCUGGAACUCAACAAAAUCAGGACCGUCAGAACAUGCUUACUGAACUGUAUGUUGCUGGGGGGCCGGAAGAAUACAGAGGUUCCAUUGGAGGGCUACCUGGUCGCUCCCAUUCAGAGGAUCUGCAAGUACCCACUGCUGCUCAGGGAGCUGCUAAAGAGGACUCCUAAGAAACACAAUGACUACUCCCUGGUGCUGGAGUCUCUGCAGGUCAUGAAGGCUGUUUGUUCCUCCAUCAACGAGGCCAAGAGACAGAUGGAGAAACUAGAGGUGCUGGAGGAGUGGCAGUCCCACAUCGAGGGAUGGGAGGGUUCCAAUAUAACAGACACGUGUACAGAGAUGUUGAUGCAUGGAGUGCUGCUGAAGAUCUCAGCUGGUAACGUCCAGGAACGCAUCUUCUUCCUCUUCGACAACCUGCUGGUCUACUGCAAGAAGAAAAACAGGCGUUUAAAAAACAGCAAGGCGGCUACAGAGGGACCUCGUUACCUGUUCAGAGGAAGAAUCAACACCGAGGUGAUGGAGGUGGAGAACGUAGAUGACGGAACAGCGGAUUACCACAGCAGCGGGAACAUAGUGAACAACGGCUGGAAGAUCCACAACACAGCCAAGAACAAGUGGUUUGUGUGCAUGGCCAAGACCCCAGAGGAGAAACAGGAGUGGCUGGAGGCUAUACUCAAAGAGAGGGAGAGGAGGAAAACGUUGAGGCUGGGGAUGGAGCAGGACACGUGGGUGAUGGUGUCAGAGAAAGGAGAGAAGCUCUAUCACCUGAUGACUAAGCAGGGACACCUCAUCAAGGACAGGAAACGCAAGCUCACCACAUUCCCCAAGUGCUUCCUGGGAAGUGAGUUUGUGAGCUGGCUGGUGGACAUUGGGGAGACUGAUAACCCAGAGGAGGGGGUUCAUCUGGGACAGGCUCUACUGGAGAACGGCAUCAUACACCAUGUCACAGACAAACACCAGUUCAAGCCAGAGCCGGUGCUGUACCGUUUCCGCUAUGACGACGGGACCUACCACCCCAGGAGUGACAUGCAGGACGUCAUCUCCAAGGGUGUCAGACUCUUCUGCAGGCUCCAUAGUCUCUUCACUCCGGUCAUCAGGGACAAGGACUACCACCUGAGAACGUACAAGUCGGUGGUGAUGGCCAACAAGUUGAUAGACUGGCUCAUAGCACAGGGGGACUGCAGGACGAGGGAGGAGUCGUUGAUCUUGGGGAAGGAGCUGUGUGACAAUGGCUUCAUGCACCACGUGUUGGAAAAGAGUGAGUUCAAAGACGAGCCUCUGUUGUUCCGUUUCUUUGCGGAUGAGGAGAUGGAGGGAUCAAACACCAAACACAAGCAAGCCAUGAAGCACGACCUGAAGAUAGCUGAGAAUGUCAUCGCCAAGUCACUGUUGAUAAGACCCAGUGAAGGAGGUUAUGGUUUCAGCCUGGAGGACAGAAACAGAGUACCCAUCAUCAAGUCAGUGGAGAAGGGCUCGCAUGCAGAGAUGGCAGGUCUAGAGGUGGGGAGGAAGGUGUUUUCUAUAAAUGGAGAUCUGGUGUUCCUGAGGCCGUUCCCUGAGAUGGAGGCUUUCCUCAAACACUGCUUCACCAGCAAGGGACCUCUCAGAGUGCUGGUUAGCACCAAGCCUAGAGAGACAGUGAAGAUCCCAGACUCAGCAGACGGACUGGGGUUCCAGAUCAGGGGCUUUGGCCCUUCUGUGGUGCACGCUGUUGGCAGAGGUACGGUGGCAGCCAUCGCAGGGCUCCACCCCGGCCAGUGCAUCAUCAAGGUGAACAACAUCAACGUCAGUAAGGAGAGCCACGCCAGCGUCAUCGCACACGUUACUGCCUGUAGGAAAUACAGAAGACCCACACAGCAGGACAGUAUACAGUGGGUGUAUAACAACAGUGAGAGUUCCCAGGAGGACCAGGGGAAGAACCAGAAACAAACUGCUGAGGAGAACGGGGACGGCUUCCAGUGUAAAGUAGAGGAGGUGAUGGAUAAGUUUAACACCAUCGCUAUCAUUGAUGGUAAGAAGGACCACGUGAGUCUGACCGUAGACAACGUCCAUCUGGAGUAUGGAGUGGUGUACGACUACGACAGCACCGCCGGGAUCAAGUGUAGAGUCCUGGAGAAGAUGGUGGAGCCAAAAGGAUUCUUCAGCCUCACAGCCAAGAUCCUGGAGGCGCUGGCGCAUAGUGAUGACACACUGGUUCAGAUGUGCAGUAGACUGAGCUCCAGCUGUGACGUCAUCCCCGAGAACCUGCAGGUCCGCUUCAGCGCCAUGUGUGGAGAGCGGAUGGAACACAUCAACAGACGUAUCACCAACUACAGAAAGUUCUCGCGGGUGUUGAAGAACAGGGCGUGGCCCACCUUUAAGCAGGCUAAAACCAAGGUGUCCCCGCUCCACAGCAGCGACUUCUGCCCCACCAACUGCCAUGUGAACGUGAUGGAGGUGUCCUACCCCAAAACCACCACCUCUCUGGGCAGCGCCUUCGGAGUGCAGCUGGACAACAGGAAGAGCUCCACCCUGGAGAGAGGAGGUCGCAACGCCGAACAAGGUAAGCUGAACCCCAUGGUGUACGUACAACACACCAUCACCAGUAUGGCAGCUCCGUCAGGUCACAGUCUGGGUCGUACGGAGGGUCACGGCCUCCGCUUCCUGCUCCGGGAGGAUGACCUGCUGAUCUUGGACUCCUACCAGAAACUACUGGGCAAGCUGACCACGCUGGUGAAAGAGAUGGAGGGCCACGCCUCACAGAUACACGACCUCCUCUCCUCCAUCACCCUCCCACCUGCCUCAGACAUGAAGACCCCAGAGAGUUACAUCUCAGCGGAAAGCGAAGGAGAGCGAGGAGGAGAGAAGAACGGAAAGAAGGUGUGUUUUAACGUCGCCGGAGACGAACAGGAGGACUCAGGACACGACACCAUCAGCAACAGAGACUCCUACAGUGACUGUAACAGCAACAGGAACUCCAUAGCUUCCUUCACCAGUAUCUGUAGCAGCCACUGCAGCUCCUAUGUUCACAGUGAUGAGAUGGACUCAGGAGACGAGAUGCCUGCCAGUGUAUGGAUAUCUCAUGACAAGCAGAAGAAACUACACAGCUUCCUGGAGCAUCUCUUCAGCCAGGUGGAGUCCAUCACCAGUCUGCUGAAGGGAGCGGUGGUGGCCAAGGCCUUUGAACAGACCAAGUGUUUCACACCUGGACGAGGACUACAAGAGUUCCAGCAGGAGAUGGAUCCUCGGGUUAACUGUACCAAGAAGCUCCGUGUCCACAUCAAGCAGGACCCAUGGAACCUCCCCAGCAGCGUACAGGCCCUCACACACACCAUCGCCAAGUUUGUAGAAGAGGUGAAGACACGACUGCUCUUGGUCCUACUACAGUACACAGACUCAGAGAUCCAGUUGAGAAGAGAUAUGGUGUUCUGUCAGUCUCUGGUAGCAGCUGUUUGUGCCUUCUCCCAACACCUACUGGCUGUUCUCAACCAGACCCAGGGAUCAGGCAGGGAGUCAGACCCAGAGGCACCGGACCCCCAGGACCCUCAGGAGGCCCAGGAGGCAAGCCGACGGUGGCUGGAACAGAUAGCCUCCGCUGGGCUACUUCUCCACUUCCAGUCCCUCCUCUCUCCCAACCUGACUGACGAGCAGGCCAUGUUGGAGGAUACUCAGGUAGCUCUGAUUGACUUGGAGAAAGUCACCUUCUACUUCAGACAGUUUGAAGGAGAACCACUGGUUGCAAACAUGCCCAUGUCGUAUGCGGUGGAGGGGACACGCCAGGCCCUGAAGGUCUGUUUCUACGUGGAGACAUUCUACUUCUCCCAGCUACCCCAGCGCCUCCGGAACGGAGGAGGCUUCAAGAUCUACCCUGUCCUAUUCACCCAGGCUCUAGAGAGUAUGGAAGGGUAUUACUACAGGGAUAGUGUGUCUGUAGAGGAAUACCAGGCUCAGAUUAACUCUGCCUCGCUGGACAAAGUCAAACAGUACUACAAGAGACUGAGGGCUUUCUACCUGGAUAAGUCCAACCUUCCCCCCAGCUCCACACCUAAAGCUGCCCUCAUAGACAAGUUGAUGCGUCCUCUGAAUGCUCUGGAGGAGUUGUAUCGGCUGAUGGAGAGUUUUAUCUCCUCCCGUCGCACGGCAGCUUGUCAGUAUACAGCCUGUGGGGCGUCAGGAGUCGGCCUGCUUACCGUGGCAUCAGAACUCUGCUCUCGCCUCGGAGCCACACACAUCGUCAUGUGCAACAGCGGCGUGCACCGCUGUACCCUGAGUGUGACCCUGGAACAGGCAAUCCUAUUGGCUCGUAACCACGGCCUUCCCCCACGAUGCAUCAUGCAGGCUACUGACGUCAUGAGGAAACAGGGGGCAAGAGUUCAGAAUUCAGCCAAGAACCUGGGAGUGAGAGACCGCACUCCGUCCUCUGUACCUAGACUGUAUAAGCUGUGCCAGCCUCCACCCCCAGAGGGUGAUUCCUAAUUCCCUAGUUCCUGUACGGAGCUGUCCAGUCCAGCGAAGUUCUGCUCACCCUUCUUCCUGACUCCAUUCCUUAGAAGACUACUCUCUUUCUACCACUGAAGAAUCAACCUGGGAGUGUGUCCCAAAUGGCGCCCUAUUCUCUAUUUAGUGAACUACUUUGGACCAGGGCCCAAAAUGCUCACACUCGUGAGUUCCGUGGGAUCCAAUAGGGCUCUGGUCCAAAGUAGUGCACUAUAUAGGGUAUAGGGUGCCAUAUGGGACAUAGACCUGGAAACAGAACAUUUUCUCUCAUCUACACCCAGCUUGCCUUUUCAAAAUGCCCACACUCAGUCACUCAACGGUGGGCUCAGUGGGUUCACAAUUUGUAAAUAGUGAAUUUUUAAUGCUCUAUUUUUCUCUCCGCUAUUGUGCUGUACUUUAUAGCUGAUUUUAAAAUGGAUUUAUAUAUGUGUCUUGUGUCCAGCUACAUUGCAUCUCAUUUAACAUUAACAGUGUUUAUAAUGGAACAACAACAGAGCCCGAGAUUGGUGCCUUGAGGCUGACGUCAAACCAGCCAACUGAAAUGGAAUGUAGCCUAUCCAUCAAUGUUCUUUCUUUCUGCAAAUAACUAUAAUGGAAUGAAAAUGAGCUGUUUUGUUAUCACAAAGUUCAGGAAAUGACCAUUCCAUGACCUGACUGAUAUUGUUUGAUAUUUGUUUGGAUAUGGUGUGAAAAUUGAAUGAGAUUAUAUGAGUUGUGGGGCAAUAUUGCUGUGCCCCAUUUGCGCAGUCAUUUAUUUUCCUUUCCUUUCUCUCCAACUUGCUCAUUCCAGAUAAUGCAUUUAUGGCUAUGUUGAUAACCAUGUGAAUGUUGUUGUAACAUUGAUCAUAGCGAUACUGUAAAAUGACGUGUAGAUAUGCAGGUAUGACACCUUGAACACUACCAUGUAGCCUUGUAGACACUCUAGUUUCAUACCGUCUCUAGAGUCAAAGGCUGCAUUCCAAUCUAAAUCAGCACCUUUGCUUCCUCCCUUCACUUGGAGUGACGUAUCUAGCUUUCCCGAGCGAGUGGAGUGGAGGAGGGAAGGGAUCACAAGUAAAGUGGAUUGAGACGCACCGAAAGAUUAGUAAGUGACCACUAAACGGUGCAGUGUAGCUCGUGUGUUUUCCAUUCUGCAGUCUCUGUGCCUUAAUGACGGUAUAUUACAGAUAUAAACAUGAUCAUCUAUACACAUAUGAAGUGACCCCCCCUGAUAUGAAGAGGUUCCUACAUGAACCAUCAGUAUUAAAACAGCACUCCAAGCUUAUGUAAGUAGAGCUAUGAAAUAUAUAUAAAUAUACUUAAAUAUUGUAUAUUGCCAGUACUCAGGAGCUAAGUAUUAUUCUGUAUUUAGGUAUUACUUACAGUAUCAUUGCUAUAUUGGUAACAACAUUAUAGAGUUGGUUAAUUACUGGACUAUACAAACAUGGGAUAUCAAACUGCAUAGAUGAGCUUGGAUGCAUUCCAAAUGGCACCCUAUUCCCUAUUUAGAGACCUAUGGGGCCUGGUCAAAAGUAGUGCACUGUAUAUGAAAUAGGGUGCCAUUUGGGACUCGGCCUUCUGUUUGACAGCUGUCCCCAUAUAUCUCUCAAUGUCUUACUGUAAACAUGUUUGAAAUAAGUACCUUUUCUAAUAUUGUAUAAUGAAGGUGUCUGCUUGCCAUAUAGCAGCGUAUAAUGUGUUGAAGAGAAAACACAUGAGAAGAAAGAGAAAUGUAAAGAUGCAACUGUAAAAAAAGAUGAACACCAAUAGCCAUGUUUGUUUGUUUGACUGAAAAUUACUGUAAUUUAUUUUCAUAUUAUGAGACUGACCCGCCAUAGUUGCCAUAUACACAAUGUAAUUUCUCUUGUUUUUAAACCAAUUUUCUCUGUUUUUCUUUUAAAUAUACAAUGUUAUACUGUAGUCAUUAAUUUCAAUUAAACCCAUUUAAAGGAGA
Salvelinus fontinalis (brook trout) is the source of this 8606-nucleotide messenger RNA. RefSeq names its product phosphatidylinositol-3,4,5-trisphosphate-dependent Rac exchange factor 2 (gene prex2). Gene Ontology annotation, molecular function: guanyl-nucleotide exchange factor activity; protein binding. The coding region runs from base 2069 to 6652 and encodes 1527 amino acids. The record is from RefSeq and is a predicted model, not a curated record. Gene Ontology annotation, biological process: intracellular signal transduction. Lineage: Eukaryota; Metazoa; Chordata; Actinopteri; Salmoniformes; Salmonidae. The transcript has 43 exons.